This is a messenger RNA of Hypomesus transpacificus, 6872 nucleotides long. RefSeq names its product glutamate-rich 3 (gene erich3). The coding region runs from base 198 to 5648 and encodes 1816 amino acids. The transcript is spliced from 15 exons. Lineage: Eukaryota; Metazoa; Chordata; Actinopteri; Osmeriformes; Osmeridae. The record is from RefSeq and is a predicted model, not a curated record.
UGUCAUCAGUUCCACUCGGGAAGAAGUGUAGCAAGAACUGUACAGUCUCUGACAGCGAACAGCUAGUCUAACGUUUUAGUUGGCAAUGGAAUAGUAGUGUGGUGAAAUUAUAUCUGGCGUAUCUCAUAUGUAGCUAUAUAAUCCGAGUUGACAAUUUACAGACCCGGAAAGCUCCGUGAAUUGCAAUUGCGAGAAUCAUGAGUCAUCUCAAUCCCGGACUUCUUUCAGCCUACAACAGCCUCACUGAUAAACACCUCACCGGGUACUUCAAUAACACUAGGAUCAGGAGACAUCUUCAAAGAGUUGGACUGAUCACCAGGAGUGGAAGGAUCGUCCCAGACAAGGAAUACAGGCAUAAGCUGAUCCAGAGGGCUCACCAGAGACAUGUACGUGAAUGCCUAGCCCAAGCCAUUUUCCACAAGGUGCUGGAUAUGGAGCGUGUCCAUCAGAUAGAGAUCAAGCGAAAGUUGGAGGAGUUUGCCAGAAGAGAGAGAGUGCAUAAAAUUAAGGUGGACCGCUCUAAGAGGUAUGAAGAAGAAGUCAUCCACAUCCUGUCUCCACGCCCCCCAACGGGACCCAGGGCCUCCCACACACAGCAUUCUGGGCCAGAGGGAGACCACUCUGAGUCCUCUGAAUCGCCUGGCUCCUCCAGGCCCAACACAGCUCCAGGGAAGAUGCAGAGACCAGUGCGUCUAAAGCCCAUCCACAGUAACAGCAUCACUGCCUCCCACCGACGUAGCUCCCCCUACAUGCACCAGGACUCCUCAAAUGACACCGACCAGCGAUUCAACUUCAUUAUGGAUAAAGAUUCCAAGAAGCAUUUGACUGUGACAGAAUUUUCCCGUGGUAUAUCCCCCUACCGUCUUCCAGUCAUCAAUAACUUUGUGACCCCAGUGCCCCCUUCCAUCAAGAGGAAGGACAGGGGGCUGAAGGGCACCCCCAGUGGCACUCUCAGAGGUCGGAGAUUGCGCCCCACCACAGCCCCCUGUGGUCCUGAGGAGUCUCCGGUGCUCAGGACCACCGCGGUACAAAGUAAAGUGUGUGUGAGCAUGAUGUUCUUUGGAAAGACCGUGCACCUUUCCCACGACUUCAUCGACAUGAGGGACGAGGUAAAGGUUUUCCAGCAGCACUGUGGAGGGGAGAACCUGUGUGUGUACAAGGGGAAACUCAGUGAGGGAGAAACGUUCCAGUUUGUGUCACGCCGCCAUCGUGGCUUCCCCUUCAGCUUGACGUUCUUCCUCAAUGGGUUGCAGGUGGAGCGUCUCAGCUCCUGCUGUGAGUUUAAACACAGGAAGGGCUCACGGCUAGGCGGCAGACAUGGCCAUUUUGGCUUCUCAAAUGUGGAGGGGGCCUCACCCUGCUACAAGUGUAUCAUAGCCAUGGGACUGGACAAGAAGCCCACCCCUCCUCCCAAAAGAGUAAAAGAGGAUGUUGGGAGAGAUGUUGCCACCCACCAGGAUACAACCAAGGAUGCCCCAGAGGUGGAAGAGGAGCAAGCUGGGGCAGACCCUGGCUCUGACCUAGCUUCCAGCCAACCACAGGACAUGGAGACUGAGAUCAAAGAAGAGAUUACAUCUGAGGACCAAACCAAAGAUGACUAUGAAGAGGACUUUGAGGCAGAUGAAGAAGGACCUGUUGAGGAUGGAGAAGAGAAGAAAGACGGAAAAGGUCCCUCCCCCUCCCUCCAGAAAGAGGAGGAGGAAAAAGAAAAACAUUUCGAAUUGGACAGUGAGGUGGAGGAAAAAGAGGAGAAGAGGUCUUGUUCAGCCAGCUCUUCCAGCACUGAUAGUGAAGAGAGUGAGAUUGAGGCAGAGGCUGAAGAGGACCAGCCAGCAGUCCAGUCCAAAGACCUUGUGGAGGAGGAGGUUGCCCAGGAAGAUCCGGAUGAGAGCACAACUGACAGAGCAGCAGAGAAAGAUGAAAAAUCAACAGAGGACACCACCACCAACGAGGAGACCUCCCCAACCCCACCCCAGACCACCACCAGCCCCACAGGAGAGGACACGGGGACACAGGACAGUCCUGCACACAGCCCACGGAGGACCGAUCCCGAACUGUCGGACGACAGCGGACCCUCAGAAACGGUGUGCAAUGGGGAUGAGGACCCAGUUGGCGCCGUGAAGGAAAACGAAACUGAGAAACUAGUAGAUGAGUCGACAAAGGAGGAGCAAGACAGGGCCAAGUCUGUACAGGAGAAACUAGUGGAAGCCAUUUUGAAGGAGGCCCAGUGCAGUUCAGAGCCAGAGCUUAGUGACACAAGCACUGAAGAGGAAGAAGAGUCAGCAAAUAAAACCCAACUACUGGGUAGCACUGGUGGUGCUGCAGUGACCUUUACCAUGAAGAGGCAAAUCACACGAUUUGAGGUGAAGUGUGAGGACACAGCUGAACAGAGUGCUCAAGAAACAACUUCACAAAGUGUACUAGAAGAACAAGGAGAUAUUGUUGCAAAACAGAAGACUGGGGAUGAUAAAGCUGCGAUAGAGUCAGAGCAGAAAACUGAAGAAGCCAGUGAGAAAAAUGAGGUUUUAAAAAGGAAUCUAGUAAUUGAUGAUACAGAGAAGGAAGAAAGCAAAGAAAUUAUUCUCGAUGAGGCUAAGUGGGUUCAGGCAGACGAGCCAGAAAAAGCAUCUGACGUUGAGGACCCUACAGUGAAAGACCAAAAGGAGGAGGAACAGGAAACGACAGAAAAACCUAAUGUACAACAUAAACCAGAACAAAAGGCUGUCAAAACAAAAAACUGUGAAAAUUACGAGUUUGGGGCUCCAGAACAAGAGAGCAAGACUGAAGGAGAAACAGCAGAAACAGCUGAUGCAGAACCUGAGGUAGAGAGUGAAGGAGAGAAAAUGAAAAUGCCCUUGGUGGAGCCACAGGCUACCAUCCAUAAACAGACAUCUGUAACUGACACAGAGAAGCAAGAAGACAAGCAGGACAUGCUAGGAGGCACCGAGACAGAAACCAAAGCAGAGAAUUCAAGCAGCUCAUCCGAGGGAAGUGGAGACACAACUGUUCAUGCUGAACAGACAGCAGACACUGAUGAGAAUAGUAAACAUGCACUUGAGGAAAUAAAGGACGAGCCUGAGGAAGACCAAAAAGAAACAGAAUGUACUGGAGAACAAGAGAAAACUGUAGUAUUAGACACAAGUGAUAAACUAGAUGAAGGCAAAACUGUGAAUGAUAACUUAAUAGAUGAAGAAAGGAUUGGUGUUAGUGAGGUGGAUGAAAAGGUGAAAGAUGCAGAAAUAGCGGAGGACAAAGACAAUCCUGAAGGGAAGGGAAGUGAGGUAGAAUACCCUAAUGAAGCUUUUGUAGAGGGAGCAGACAAAGUUGGGGACACAGAAAAGGUGGCAGAACCUGGAACGGAUGAAAAAAAGAAAGAAAAAAAGAUAGAGGAGGGUCAGGUACAGGAGGAUAAACAGGUUGGAGAUGACAGAUCCUGUGAUGGAGAAGAACCUGACAAAGACACUGUGACAAAAGCUGAGGAGAUAUUGGCAGAUGACAAAAAAACAGAUAAUGACAAGCAAGCUAGUUCAUCAGAUAUUGAAACUGAAAUAAAGAAAGAAAAUGAGGCAGACAUGUUUGAGGAAAAGGUUGAGAAGACAGAUGAAUCAAUGGAAAUACAAGUAGAAGAGGGUGAAACUAGGGAGAGUGACCAAAAGUCAGAGAUCAGCAACAAAGUUCUAGAUUUUGAAAACAUUGAAAACGAAAAACCCGAUGAAGACAAAAAUGAUAGUGAGAACAAUGGUGUUGAGGUCAAAGAGGAGAGCAAGGAUAAUCAAGACAAAAAUGACAGUGAAAUACAGGCUGACAGAGGUGAGCCAGCAACAAUCUGUGAACCUCAGAGUGAACCCCAGAAAGAAGGGACAGAAUCUACAAUCCAUGAUGGUGAUGACGAACUUGAGACAAAAGUCCAACAAAGCAAUGAACCAGAAGCAGCUAGUGGCAAAUUCAACAAGGAGGAAAAUGGAGAAAAUGCUGGAGAAGCCCAGGCUGAAACAAAAUGUGAAGAUAUACAGGUUGCCCAGGCUGCACACACAAUGGACUUUGGAGAACCUCUGAAUGCUGAAGAUGAACACAAUCCGGAGUCUACAGCUGAGACAUCUGACCUCAAAGAGGCUGAAGCAGUCAAAGAAGAACAGGAAUCUGAGAAACUUCAAGAUGAACCUGAAGAAAAAAUGUAUACCGAUAAAAGCAAUGGCGAAACUGCUCUUGAAAAUGAAGAUAAAAUAGAAGAUCGGAACAUCCAGGAUGAAAAUGAGAACACAAAUGUGAGAGAAGUACUUGUUGAUUCCUCAGUGUUACAAUCUCAGACUUCAGAAACCCCAGAGUUAGAAUCGGACUUAGUUUCUGAAGCUGAAGCGGAACACGACCCACCUUGUGACACAGGUUCCAACACAGACAAGCCAAAUAAGAGAGACGAGUCCAUAGAAGAGGCUAGCAAGCCCUCUGAGGAAGGAGCCAGUAUUGUGCACAAACCUCAAGCAGAAACAGAGCAGGAGGAGGCGACAGAUCUAAACAAAGAGAGCCGUGUGUCAGAUGGAGAAGCUAAUAUUCUUGAGUAUGUUGAGACCCAAGAACAUGCAUUAACUCCAGAAACCUUGGAGAAAGAAGACCACAGGGAUCUUGUGUCAAACUGGGUUAACAUGCAUCAGGCCUCUAAGUACUUUGAGACAUUUGUUGAACCCUUGGAUGACUUGAAGAGGGUGACCUCAGAUGAUGCCGUCAGCCAGUCCAAUUCUAAUGCUAUCUUGUUAGAAUCUACAAAUGUGUCUGAGAGUCCUGACAGAUUGAGGGUGAUAGAGCAGAACGUUGAAGAUGACAUCCAUUAUGAAAAGGCAGAUAUAGACCAUAAAGCAGUACAUCCGAAAGCCCAAAAGGAAAACUACUCCGACACGAACAUCGAAGUGACGGACAAACACUCAGGCAUUAGGAGUAACAACUCGAAACAGGAUGAACCAGAUGAAACUGGGCCCACUGAAGAGUUGAAAGCAGAGAUGGAGGUCACUGACCUAUCACCUACUUCUGAGGCUGAAAACAAGAGCAGAGAAGAAACAGCAACGCCAGCCGAAGACAAUCAGACACCCGUGCAGACUGAGCUUACAGAUGUCUCCAAAAACGAAGUGGAAAGCCUAGCAGGUACUGAUCUGUCAGCAAAUAAUGUUAAAGACAACAUGGGUGAGAAUCAAGCUGAGGUUGGGGAGAGCAAAGACCAAUCUGUCACUGAUGAUCAACCAGCAACAUUAGAGGAGAUAACUGACCUGCUUGCACUUUGCAAAACUGAGGAAGAACCACAAGAGAGCCGUGAGAGUCCAGAUCGUUUCUCAAAACCUGAUCUUACGGACAUUUCAAGAGUGUCUGUUGAUACCAAAGAUCUCAAAGAGCCGGAGGAGCAAGAAAGUGCAGAGGUUACUGAAGUUACAGAUUUAACAGUAACUACUGGAUCUAAAAAUGGUAGCCAGCAGGACUUGCAGAGUGUGAGGCAUCCAGAUGAAAGUGGGAGGGUUGACAACAAAGACCUGGAGCUGAUUGGUGACCAUAAGGAGACGCUUGGUAAAGAUGGGUUGACCACUUUCUCAGUGGGUGAGUCUUCACUGUUUGCCCGAACGUCCUACCCUCUGUUGACUACUGCACGGGCAGAGACUGGUUAUUAGAGAUCACAGCUCACAUGAAGGUCUUGGUAAGUAGUUUUUUUUCUUCCGAUUUUUCUGUAAAGUAUUUGAAAGUGAUUGAUGGAAGUCUCUCUUUUUCUACAGCACUUACAAUCAGAUGAAUAUGAGCAGCAAAUUCUUUAGUGAUCAUAUCCUUCCAAGUGAUACUAACAUGGUUAACAGUCUACGGUUUAUGAUAAAUUCCUAUCCUUGAUUUAAUCAAACUAAAAACAAUUAGAAUACCAGGUGGAGUGAUUGAGAAUUGACGGAGAUGAUGGAGAAUUGUCAAAGCAUACAAAAAGUAUCUUCCCUUCAACAACGUUACAAUAAGUAGUUUGUUUACAAGUUUAAAUAGAUUGACAGAAUGUUUACGAUACCGCACACUAUAUCCCUUGUCAAAGUAACAAGGCCUUGCUUGUGGAGGUAUCCAGCACAAUGUUACCAGCCCCCUGUAAGUAGAUACUACUCCACUCACUCUGCACAGAUAAUUAAAUAAUUCAUAGCCUUUGAACCUACUGGAGGUCAGCUUGCCAAUGGCACCGUAACAUACUUCUUAGAGCACAUCUGAAGUAUGGUUUACCUUAAGUUAUAAAUACUAGUGACUAAGGCUUUUUGGCGCUUAUUACUUGAUCAUACAGACAAUUUUGCAUUUGUUUGCACAAGUCAACCACUAUUCUGAGAUUAUUAGAGUAACAGUGCAAUAAAUGGGUAAAGAAUCAUCAACUGUUACUUUCAAAAUACUGGAAAGUGAGAGCUGUUUUGUGUCAAUAUAUUUAGCUGCUAACACUACCUCUUAAAAAAUGUGUGGAUCUUUUUUCUUCAGUUGCCAUUCAUUCUAAAGUCAGUUUGAGUUUGUUUUGUUUACACUGUUCUAUCAAAAUAUCUUAAUUAUACUGAAUGAUUGUGUGAAGAUUGUUAAUCGUUUACAUGGAAAAUAAAAUCUCAAAAUUAUAAAUGAUUUCGAAAUGCAACUGUUUGAAUUUGAAAAAAGGAUAACAGUCAUCACACUGGGAUUGUGCUUGGUGUCAUGCACACGUGACAUAAAAUAUCAAUUGUAUACAUUUGACAAGAAUAAAGAAUAACGUUUUCAAACAGUAAAGUCUCUAUACUGAAACACUUUUAAAAGAAAAUAUGUCAUAUUGAAUAUGAAAUUCAUCAUGAUUUAAAACUAGUGCUGUCAGUUUAACGCGUUAUUAACGGCGUUAACGCAAACCCAAAUUAACGGCG